This is a messenger RNA of Triplophysa rosa, 7112 nucleotides long. It is a transcript of the gene celf2, whose product is annotated as cugbp, Elav-like family member 2. NCBI's taxonomy places the organism in Eukaryota, Metazoa, Chordata, Actinopteri, Cypriniformes, Nemacheilidae. Gene Ontology annotation, cellular component: nucleus; cytoplasm; ribonucleoprotein complex. Gene Ontology annotation, molecular function: mRNA 3'-UTR binding. Gene Ontology annotation, biological process: regulation of alternative mRNA splicing, via spliceosome; mRNA splice site recognition. The record is from RefSeq and is a predicted model, not a curated record. The transcript is spliced from 14 exons. Bases 243 to 1907 code for a protein of 554 amino acids.
CGAAGCGCUUAGUUGUCUCGGAAGAAAGGAUUUUAAGACAUUGUUUAGGACGAAACUUGAAUGAGUGAAGGGAAAAGAAUGUGGCAAGUGCAGUGAGCAUAUGUGUGUGUGUCCAGUGCCGCUCGAGCUGCUGCACCUGUCCCUCUCCGUCUCCCGCGCCCAAACUCGGUAGGCAGGCAGACAGAGUCGCGCGGAAGGCGGGCGUUAUCAAGUCAGCGGCGCACAACACGAUCGGCCCGAACAUGACUUCGUCUUACAAUCUGGAUUUUCUCCCCGAAAUGAUGGUGGAUGGAAGAUUGUUGGGCACCGGAGAGAGGAUUAACGGUACAGCUGGGAAGAUGAAUGGCGCCCUGGAACACUCGGACCAGCCCGAUCCAGACGCCAUAAAGAUGUUCGUGGGACAGAUCCCACGCUCCUGGUCCGAGAAAGAGUUGAAGGAGUUGUUCGAGCCGUACGGAGCCGUUUACCAGAUCAACAUACUGCGAGAUCGCAGCCAGAACCCACCACAGAGUAAAGGGUGCUGUUUUGUCACAUUCUACACGCGGAAAGCUGCCCUGGAGGCCCAGAAUGCACUGCACAACAUAAAGACCUUAACUGGGAUGCACCAUCCCAUACAGAUGAAGCCCGCAGACAGUGAGAAAUCAAAUGCGGUGGAGGACAGAAAGCUGUUCAUCGGCAUGGUGUCCAAGAAGUGCAACGAGAACGACAUCCGGGUCAUGUUCUCUGCCUUCGGACAGAUCGAGGAGUGCCGUAUCCUGAGGGGACCAGACGGACUCAGCCGAGGAUGUGCGUUUGUCACGUUUUCUACCAGGGCUAUGGCACAGAAUGCAAUCAAAGCCAUGCAUCAGUCUCAAACCAUGGAGGGCUGCUCCUCCCCAAUGGUGGUGAAGUUUGCAGACACACAGAAGGAUAAGGAACAACGGCGGCUCCAGCAGCAGUUGGCACAGCAGAUGCAGCAGUUGAACAGCGCGUCUGCAUGGGGCAGUCUCACUGGGCUGACCGGCCUCACCCCACAGUAUCUGGCAGUAAGAGGACACACCCACGCAGCCACGCCCACCAGCAGCACAGCCAGCGCGGCCGCCGCAUUGCUCCAACAAGCGACCACCUCCAGUAACCUAGGAGCGUUCAGUGGUAUUCAACAAAUGGCAGGUAUGAAUGCUCUGCAGUUGCAGAAUCUUGCCACUCUAGCAGCAGCAGCGGCUGCAGCACAGAGCUCGGCCAGCCCGUCCACCGCUAGUGCCCUGACCUCCAGCACAGGGUCCCUGGGAGCCCUGGCCAGCCCAGCAGGUUCCACGGCUAACUCUAGCAUGGGUGCGAUGGGUUCCAUGGGUUCCAUGGGUUCCAUGGGUUCCCUGGGUUCUCUGGGCACACUGCAGGGUCUGGCCGGGGCCACCGUUGGCCUCAAUAACAUAAAUGCACUAGCAGGUAGCGUCAACAUUGCUCACAUGCUCUCAGGUAUGGCGGCUCUGAACGGCGGGCUGGGCAGCACGGGCCUGAGUAACGGGUCGGCCGGGCCCAUGGACGCUCUCACACAGGCCUACUCAGGGAUCCAACAGUACGCGGCCGCCGCCCUGCCCACCCUCUACAGCCAGUCCUUACUGCAGCAACAGAGCGCUGCGGGAAGCCAGAAAGAGGGACCUGAAGGGGCCAAUCUGUUCAUCUACCACCUGCCACAGGAGUUCGGGGACCAGGACAUCCUACAGAUGUUCAUGCCUUUUGGAAAUGUGGUGUCUGCCAAAGUCUUUAUCGACAAACAGACCAAUCUGAGCAAGUGCUUUGGUUUCGUCAGUUAUGACAAUCCAGUAUCAGCACAGGCUGCCAUUCAGGCGAUGAACGGGUUUCAGAUCGGCAUGAAGCGCCUCAAAGUCCAGCUCAAGCGCUCAAAGAACGACAGCAAACCGUACUGAUCUUAGCACUAGGGCCUCUCUCAUGUUACACUGCUAGGAACUCAUCUCCAUGACUCUAUGCUCAUCGUUUGCCUAGCAUGUCUACGUGGCGUACAAAAAAAGUCUCAUCGUCCCGUCAUUGUUUCUGAUGUCUUUCUGAGUUCUCCUGAUCAUAACCUGGUCUCCUUCUACUGAUCUCUGAACUUUGAUCUUAGCCUGAUCUUUUUGGAAAUUUUUCGCAUGUGACCUCAUUUUGAGCUUUUGUUUUUGUUUUUCUGAUUAACUGGUGAGGGAGGGAAUGGAGGGAGGAAAGAGAAAAAAAGUAUAAUAAUAAUGUGAAAACGCUGCAUUCACUCUUUAGAGACAGAAUAUAUUUACUAACAUAACCAGAGCAUCAUUUUAAGAAAACAGAAAAAAAACACGUUAAAAAAUCCUGUGGCGACACAAUUACGAAUAUUUGCUUUUGAUUUUUUUGUUUUGUUUUUCAUUUGUCAGAUUAUGAUUUCUCUCUUUAUGUUGUUUUCUUUUUCAUUCAUUUAAAGUAAACUUGAACGCUUAAUACAGGGAUUGGCGUCGGGACUUACUGUCGGCAACACUCUUCAUUUGAGGCCUGCCGUAAGAAACCUACGCCGGUUUCUGAACAAAAUAGACUACUUCCACACAGUUUUAAUAAAAAAAACUGUCUGAUCGAUAUUAGAAUCUCUCUGGUUUUUACAUUUUUCAGGCAGUGUAAAGUUUUUUAAGGGCCAUUUUAAGUGGCUUGAUUUCUCAUUAAAGUCUAUAUAAAACCACUUUUUUCUAGAGUAGUAAAGGUAUUAAAAAAAGAAAAACGAAUAAAAAAACAAGGUUGCCCUGUUUGGGGGGAAAUGCUACCUACGUGUCACACCUUUUGCUGAACUGACUUACAGUUAGACAAUCCGUGGUUUAAAUGCACAUGAAAUGACCUAUAUUUUAUACUGUUUAAAUGUAUAGAGGAAAAAACAGAGUUUGUGUAACCCGCGGUCCCGUCGGUGCUUUUCGUGGAUAAAGUCGUGGUUUCAUCAAGUCUAACAGUCUUAUUUGUCUCAUGUUUUUAAAGAGAAGACUAAAAAUCAAUUUACUUGAACAAUAGACAAAGCCUUUCAUAUUACUAUUACUACUACGGUUUUUGUUUUUGUUCGUUUUGUUUCUUCCUGUUUUUCUUUUCUUUGUUUUGGUUUCGAUAGGAGUCCCUCUUUGCUAAAUUUCUUGUUGGGUAAUUAGCUAUAUAAAAAUUCUUAAGAGUUACAGUGUCGGCUUGUGAAGCAUCUGUGUCAUUAUAUUAUUUCAUUUCUAUUGUGGGAAACAAUAUUUAGAUGUGUUAUGUUGUUCAGCAAAAUGUGAUUUUUUUUUCUUAUAAAGAGUGGAAUUUAGUGCCAAAUUCUGACGGUACAUCCUGCCUACAGCUUCAGUGUUUUACUUGUGAAAUUAUUUGAUAACAUGGGUAUUUUAUUACGUAAGUGUUUUGUAUGGAACCCUCAUAUUUAAAGAUAUAGAUUUAAAAAAGGUUGUUAACUUGCUCUUCUGUGGUCUUGUUGCCUGAAACUGUUCAUGUUUUUUGCUUUUCUUAUUUUCUUUGUAAAGAUGUAAAAAGUGCCCAUGUGUCAUAAUCUCUCUCACAAGCGCACAGACACACACACGCACACACACGCGUUCACAAGUGAGCACAUAUGCACACACAUGCACGCAUACACACACCUGUGCUAAAGGUUGACCUCACAACCCUCUUUUCUUUGACGGUGUGUGUAUGUGAGCCCCUGAGAUUGAGUCUCAGCAGUUCUCCUCACACACACACACACACAUUAAGGGUCCACUUACACCACUGAAGGCCGACUUAUUUACUUCAGAGCCAAAUGUGACAGGAAAACGUCGGCAUGUUUGUGAGUGAACGAUUUAUGCGUGUCGAGACACAACAUUGAAAGUUUUAUCUGAAGCAGUAGUUUAACUUUUGACCAUCACACACAACAGCUGUUCUAUGUUAGUUUCUGUUAAAUGCGAAAUCUCAGUGUAGUCUUGCUUCCCGCUGCCUUUAUCAGGACUAUUUUACGUUAGUAGGACAAGCAAAACCGUCCUGAUGCCAAAGUUGUUCACCCUCAUUAUUUGAUAGCGCCUGUAGCACUGCUGAAAACGUUUACACAUCUUCUUCAUACGGCCCGUAUAAGUAUUGUUUACAAACGUAGUUUACAGGCAGCCCCCUUAAAAGUCGUUUACUUCACUUUAUAGCACUAUUUUCUACCCUAGCUCUGCCGUGGCCUUAACGUGUCGAUCAGUAUUAGUGGGCUGGAAUAUUUUGCUGCACAAUGAAAACGUGUGCCAAGGGUUUGUGUGUCUGUGUAAAUGUGCACAUGUGAUCGAUUGUUUGUCCUCUAUCUGUCCACGUUAUUUUAGAAUCUUAAGCAAAGAUCUGCCAACUUUUUAGCCGGUUUAAAAGCAAAGGACCUUCUUUCAUGAAGCACACGCUGGAUGCUGGUAAACAUAUGGACGAACUCGACUGUUGGGUUUAAGUGAACCUAUAUUGGGUUGUUUCAGCACUAAAUUCUGGGUUGAUUUAACACGUGGUUGGGUCAAAAAUUGACAUUUUGACCCAGUAUUUACCAAGACUGCAAAAAUCCAUUAGUAUGCAAAAUCCUGCACUUGUUCUUCAAACCAAUACUGAAAUUGCUGGAUGGAAAAAUGUUGGAUUAUUUAACUCACCAUUGGGUCAAAAUGGAAAAACCCAACUGUUUGGUUAAUUUAUCUCAGCAAAUGGUUUAUUUUUGACCCCACAAUGGGUUAAAACAACCCAGUAUUUUGGAUUGAAACAACCCCUCCAAAAAAAUCUAAAAUCAGCUGGAGCACCAGUAAAAUACCAUUAAAUAAGUUGUCAUAUAAAAUGACAUGUUUUUCUUGUAAAUUUGCAGUCUUUUUUAUGUAUUCCAUUUUGACACCCGAAAAAUCGCUCUGCUUGUGUUUCAUGAAUAAGGCCCAACGGAUUUGUUUUCCAUUAAAACGGUUUCGUAUUGGGAAGUGACAGUUAGUCAGUCAGUCAUUGCCAAAUUUUAUAACCGCUAGCACAAACACAAAAGCACACGCGUUAACACGCAGUAUUAAAACUGAUGACUUGUUUGCUUACUCAGUACUCGGUACCGACCGGUGACCCGUCUCAUAAAUUUGAUGAAAACCGUAUUCGUUCAACCCGUGUGGCAUGUGGAGAUUAUAAUCAUGCAGAGGUUUUAUUAAAUGCCACUUUGUUCGAUUUCAUUUGAUUUGCUUCAUGUAAUAUCGCUGUAAUGGACUAGCUUAAGUAUCUUUACCUCAGCUCAGUAUCGGGGCUUCUGAAACACUGGCGGUUAGUUUUAGUCCACCUUAGUUUUCACGUUCGUCCGGCGCACUUCAUCACAAUCAACUCCGCCGACUUCAGACAAACAGGGUACGUUUUCACGGCCAGCACAAUUUUACCAUACACACGCAUAGAAACACAUUCGUUUGAUGUUUAGUAAAGCACAAGCUCACAGGAGUCUUUGCAGGAGUUCUCGCUGAGACUCGGGACUCAGGGGUUUAACGCACCACACACAUCUGAAACCUGUUUGUUGUUUCUUUGGUUCAUUUCUUUCUCUUAAGUGCUAUUUAACAAUUGUAUUUUGAAGAAAAAAAAUGAUGUGUAGUUUCUUUGCAUUUUGGCUUAUGUCAAGUUUUUUGAAAACAAUGUAUGUGUUUAUCUAACGUGCCGUAACAAAAGCUUGUCGUCUGUAGAUUAAUAUCAUUUCGUUUGAUUCUGAAAAGAUUUAAAUAGUUUUAAGUAUUGUCUUGAGAAAAGCCAAAGUCAAUGCAUUUCAGUGGAUUAUGUAAGCGUGAUACAUGUUUGUUUGACAACACUUUGGAAAUCUGUCAUUGGAUGGGAAUUGAAAAAGUACAAAAAAAGCAGGCUUUCCUAUUUCUAUCACUGAUUGUACUUAUGCCUUUUGUACCAGUGGAACUUUUUAUACUGGCAAUUAAAGGAAAAAAAAACUAUCCGACAGGCUGCGCGGCCCCAGCCCGGGGCCGACAGCAACUGCUUCCCGAGUUUGAUUUCUAAGUUGGCUUCCAGAAUGGGAGGUUUUGAUAUAAAGAUUUUUUAGGAGAACACUUUGGCUUGGUAUCCUUAGCCUCCUCUUCUUUAAUCUUCACGUUGCUUUCCUUUCUCCUUUCGUUGGUUUCUUUUCUCGGAACGAGGGUCGAGGAGUUUUCCAUUUGGCUUAUAAAUACAGUACGUAAUGCGGUUUGUCUUUACAACAGCGGUAAGUUUCAUUUAGUUGAGUAUUGUGCUGUCACCAUGAUAAGACGAUUAGACGAUUUAGAAGUAUUUAGUCACCUUCAGUGGAUAAAUGUAUUAGUUUGACAACGAGAUAAAAGUAAUUUGAGGACUUUGCUUUUAGCUGUUUAGAUUUUUCUGGUUUCUCUGUCUUUGCUGUUAACCUAACUGUGUAGCUGGAACAGUCAGACUUAUUUUUGUAAAUGUAUGUUGUGUGAUGCAGUUUUUUGCCUCUGUCUCCGAUAUUAAACCAUUUUUCCUAAUACUCGUCUCUUUCUCUGUGGCGUGGCGUUCCAGUAUCUGUCCAGUAUGUUGUACGAAUGUUCUGGUGUUUCACGUCUCUUCUCUAUCUCCCGCCUCACUUUUCUCUGUAUCGUUUGUGGUUUCAUUUCUCCAAUAUUUCCUUUCGUUUGCCUUUUAUUUACAUGAGUGCAGUUGAUUUCAGUCCCGUCACCAAACAUGGUAAAUAUACAUAAAGAUCUGUAUAUGUAUAUUUCUGUGCAGCCCAACUUGCUGUAACAGUAGAUGAACAGCCUCUUCGUGCUCUAUUUAGAACGUAACCCAAUGUGAGGCCCUGUUCCUUUGGGACGUAACGUCCGACCUCGAGGAACCGGGAAAUGGUUCACAUCAAGUCCAAAUUGACCCAUUUCCUUAAAGAUUCCACUAGACCGGACGAAAUGCAAUGUACAAACUCAACGAUGUUGGGGUUGAGGACAUGCUGGUAGUAUAAAACCGAAGGUGCUGACUAUAAUGAGGUCACACUGUUCUGUACUGUACUGCUGCUCUGGGCGUAGCCCCCCGUCUGUUCCAGUGUCUGUGUCCCUUCACUGUGUGCUGUCCAUGUCUGCAUCCCUACAGAGAUACCAGAGAGUCCCAAAUCAAUUUACUACCAUUAUAAGAAAACAGCGUUGAUCAUUUAUAUGCUCCAGAAGGUUGGA